AAUGUUACUCAUAAUUUUAACUUUCUCAAUACAUAGUUUUGUUAACCCAAAAAAUGAAGCUUAAGACUUGUAUUCCCCCUUUGCUUUUACUUCUUCUCAUAUCCUAUUAUGUAAGUGCUGCUGAAACAUCCCAAGAUGACAAAAAGGCUAAUGAAAUGAAAGAAGCAAGCACAGAGAAGGAACCAAAGGAAACAAAAUACCAGCUGGGCGGAGGCACAGUUUGUCGAUAUGGUUGCUGUGGUGGUUGGAGAGGCAAUUUCUGUAGCCGCUGUUGUAGAUCAACUAAUGAAAUAGAAGAAACAAAGAGGGAAACGGAGCAGGUCCGACGCGGUUGUCGAUUUGGCUGCUGCGGUGGUUAUACCCGCUUUGGUUGCCGGGCAUGUUGCAGACCAAAAGAAAGUGCUGUAGUUGCUGAAAAACAUGAACAUGAUGGUGAUGGUUAUGGCUACGGCUAUGGUGGACAAGGUGGUUAUGGCUAUGGCUGGGGAGGCCGUGGCGGCGGCGGUGGCUGGGGAGGCCGUGGCGGCGGCGGUGGUGGCUGGGGAGGCUGCCGAUAUGGUUGUUGUGGUCAUAUUAGAUAUGGUGAAUGUAGGAGGUGUUGUUACUCAGCUGCAGAAGCAAAAGCCUAUGUUGAAAAUGAAGCUCAGCCUUAAAAGGUUUUCAAGACUGUUGGAAUGAAAGAAGAAGCAUCCACAUGUAGUUAAUGUAAACUAAAAUAAAUAUGAGAGUUUAUGUAUGAAUAAUAUGGAUGCUUAUUAUAUAUAUAUAUAUGGGUUUUUUCUUCCUUCCUGUAUUUUAUUUCACUACUUUUGCCUUUAGGGUUAGAUCUCUAAUGGCUUUGAGAACCCAAGUUUACAUGUGAUGUUGUAAAUUUGAUGUUUUCUACUGUACUGAAUAAUGUGAAUUUAUUUUGUUUACAUGUUA
Messenger RNA from Lycium ferocissimum, 924 nucleotides. RefSeq names its product late embryogenesis abundant protein M17. Bases 54 to 653 code for a protein of 199 amino acids. The record is from RefSeq and is a predicted model, not a curated record. The transcript is spliced from 4 exons. NCBI's taxonomy places the organism in Eukaryota, Viridiplantae, Streptophyta, Magnoliopsida, Solanales, Solanaceae.